GCUCGCCCCGCCCCCACCCCCGCCCGGGCGGCCAUGGCCCUUCCCGGCAUCCCCUAUGAGCGGCGGCUUCUCAUCAUGGCGGACCCUAGAGAUAAGGCGCUGCAGGACUACCGCAAGAAGCUGCUGGAGCACAAGGAGAUCGACGGCCGCCUCAAGGAGUUAAGGGAACAAUUAAAAGAACUUACCAAGCAGUAUGAAAAGUCUGAAAAUGAUCUGAAGGCCCUACAAAGUGUUGGGCAGAUUGUGGGUGAAGUACUUAAGCAGUUAACUGAAGAAAAAUUCAUUGUUAAAGCUACAAAUGGACCAAGAUAUGUUGUGGGUUGUCGUCGACAGCUUGACAAAAGUAAGCUGAAGCCAGGAACAAGAGUUGCUUUGGAUAUGACUACACUAACCAUCAUGAGGUAUUUGCCAAGAGAGGUGGAUCCAUUGGUUUACAACAUGUCUCAUGAAGACCCUGGGAAUGUGUCCUAUUCUGAGAUUGGAGGGCUAUCAGAACAGAUUCGGGAAUUAAGAGAGGUGAUAGAAUUACCUCUUACAAACCCAGAAUUAUUCCAGCGUGUAGGAAUAAUACCUCCAAAAGGCUGUUUGCUAUAUGGACCACCAGGUACAGGAAAAACACUGUUGGCACGAGCUGUUGCUAGCCAGCUAGACUGCAAUUUCUUAAAGGUUGUGUCUAGUUCUAUUGUAGACAAGUACAUUGGUGAAAGUGCUCGUCUGAUCAGAGAAAUGUUUAAUUAUGCCAGAGACCAUCAGCCAUGCAUCAUUUUUAUGGAUGAAAUAGAUGCUAUUGGUGGUCGUCGGUUUUCCGAGGGGACUUCAGCUGAUAGAGAGAUUCAGAGAACUUUAAUGGAGUUACUGAAUCAAAUGGAUGGAUUUGAUACUCUACAUAGAGUUAAAAUGAUCAUGGCUACAAACAGACCAGAUACACUGGAUCCUGCUUUGCUUCGUCCAGGAAGAUUAGAUAGAAAAAUACAUAUUGACUUACCAAAUGAACAAGCAAGACUAGAUAUAUUGAAAAUCCAUGCAGGUCCCAUUACAAAGCAUGGUGAAAUAGAUUAUGAAGCAAUUGUGAAGCUUUCAGAUGGUUUUAAUGGAGCAGACCUGAGAAAUGUUUGUACUGAAGCAGGUAUGUUUGCAAUUCGUGCUGAUCAUGAUUUUGUAGUACAGGAAGACUUCAUGAAAGCAGUCAGAAAAGUGGCUGAUUCUAAGAAGCUAGAGUCAAAAUUAGACUACAAACCUGUGUAAUUUAUUGUGAGGAUUUUGAUGGCUGCAUGACAGACAUUGGCUUAAUGUAAAAAUAAAGUUAAGAAAAAUAAUGUAUGUAUUGGCAAUGAUCUCAUUCAAAGUCAUGAAUAAAAAUAUAUGUGAGUAACAAAAAUUAGUAACUCAGUAUUUGUACUUUUAAGAUUGGUACAGAAGAAAUUUGUAUGUUUGUUAAUGUUGCAUUUAUUGCAGCAGAAGUUAUAAGUGUUAUAACUUUUCAUAUUUGUUGUGUGAGCAUUUUGUAAAACAUUGAAAAUGGUUUGAGAUAGUAGUACAUUUCUAUGACUUAUUUUAUAUCAUUUAUUUUCUUCAUCCUAAAAAGUUGAAUAAAAUCUGUUUGAUUCAGUUCUA
This is a messenger RNA of Pipistrellus kuhlii (Kuhl's pipistrelle), 1614 nucleotides long. RefSeq names its product proteasome 26S subunit, ATPase 6 (gene PSMC6). The record is from RefSeq and is a predicted model, not a curated record. The transcript has 14 exons. Gene Ontology annotation, molecular function: ATP binding; ATP hydrolysis activity; proteasome-activating activity. Gene Ontology annotation, cellular component: cytosolic proteasome complex; proteasome regulatory particle, base subcomplex. NCBI's taxonomy places the organism in Eukaryota, Metazoa, Chordata, Mammalia, Chiroptera, Vespertilionidae. The coding region runs from base 34 to 1245 and encodes 403 amino acids. Gene Ontology annotation, biological process: positive regulation of RNA polymerase II transcription preinitiation complex assembly.